This is a messenger RNA of Suillus subaureus, 1248 nucleotides long. RefSeq lists its product as uncharacterized. NCBI's taxonomy places the organism in Eukaryota, Fungi, Basidiomycota, Agaricomycetes, Boletales, Suillaceae. The coding region runs from base 1 to 1248 and encodes 415 amino acids. The record is from RefSeq and is a predicted model, not a curated record. Gene Ontology annotation, molecular function: monooxygenase activity; FAD binding. The transcript has 6 exons.
AUGGUGAAUACUAAGGUCAUCAUAGUGGGUGCUGGAAUUGCUGGUCCCGUGCUUGCAGUUUUCUUGAAGGCGAGAGGCUACGACCCCGUCAUAUACGACAGACUUCCCGGUCCAGCAGAAGGUGGACACGUUUUCACGCUGCAGCCCAACGGCAUCCGUGUCCUAUCACUCAUUCCAGAGCUCGUAGAACAGAUACCUGGCCAUCCUCUAGAUAGGCUGAUUCACUGUUCCUGCUUGGAUGGAGUAGAGGAUAUCCUCGUUGUUACCGAUAUUUCGCCAGCUAUGAUGCGAGAACGAUUUGGCUUCCCCUUUAUUGGAAUCCGGCGCCCAGAGUUUCAACAGCUUUUGAUCGACACGGCCAAGAAGCAUGGUGUCGAGAUCAAGUGGAGCCACCAAGCUAUUGAAUUUGAGCAAAGCGAGGAUGCAGUGGAAGUCACGUUCGCGAAUGGUACCAAGGACACAGCGAGCUUUGUCGUAGGCUGUGAUGGCUUGCACAGCAAUACCCGGAUUGCGCUCUUCGGGGAAGAGAAGGCGGACCUUUACGGGAAUGGUGCGGGUGAGCCCGUUUCAGUGACGGUCCUGGUCGGUGGGGUGUCUCCUACGCCGCCUGUCUUUCAGGGGAGACUUGCACUGGUAAACAAUUACGGAGAUGGUCGUCAUAUGAUUGCGUAUCCUGUUACGGAAGACAAGUAUUCAUGGGCCAUUACAACUCGGGGAGCUGAGGCCAAGGAGGACUGGAGAACGCAGAAUGAAGAGCAACAGAAUGAAAUCCGAAAUGGGCCUUUCUCUGCUUGGGGGUUUGGGGCUGGAGAUUUGGUAAAGACCGGCCAGAAGAUCGUGAAGUAUGGCCUCUACGAUAGGCCUAAGCUUGAGUCAUGGUUUAAGGGAAGAAUUAUUCUUUUGGGCGACGCAGCUCACCCAAGCAGUCCGCAUCUGGGACAAGGUGCCAACCAAGCCUUCGAAGACAUCUACCAUUUUAUGCGGCUCCUGGGGAAGCAUAAUCCAUCUGCCGACCAGCCGUCGACGGAAUUAUUGUUGCGAGUGUUCACUGAUUACCAGGAUCUUCGGCUACUGCGUACGUCAGAACUCGCAAAGGGAGCUAGACAGCGAGGGGAAUUUCGGGUGGUCGAAGGCGUCGACGCAUGUAAGACUAGAAAUGAAGCAAUCCGGACGGGGUUUGAUGAUGAUGCAGCAAAGAAGGCACGCGAUAAGUUGUGGUCCGGACCAUUUACCGAGAGCGAAAUGUAG